Molecule: messenger RNA, 679 nt
Organism: Capsella rubella
Lineage: Eukaryota; Viridiplantae; Streptophyta; Magnoliopsida; Brassicales; Brassicaceae
Exons: 4
Coding region: 95-544 (149 amino acids)
Source: RefSeq, a predicted model, not a curated record
UUUACUAAUUAAUUAGUUUUCAGUUUUAUUAAAUCGUCUCUGUAAGAAUCUCACAGAAGCACUAAGGAAGAAGAAGGAGAAUAAAAACCCUAACAUGGGACAAGAUAAACAAGUCAAGAAAGAUUCUCCAUUAUAUGAACAAAGUGCUACCAUUUUGGCUUCAAGUCAAAAUGAAAAACUUGUUGAGAUAGAGAAAGACAAGAGACUUGCGUUGAUAGAUGCGUGGGAAGAGAACGAGAAGGCAAAAGCUCAAACCAAGGCUUACAAAGAACUUUGCUCAAUUGAAGCAUGGGAGAACAACAUGAAGACAGCUCUAGAGUUAGAUUUGAAGAAAAUGGAGGAGAAUUUGGAGGUGGAGAAAGCUGAAUAUUCAAAAAAAUACAAGAAAAAAAUACCAGAAAUUGAGAAGAUUGCAGAAGCUAAAAGAGAGAAAAUAGAGAAACAAAAGGAGCAAGAAUCUAUCAAAGUUGAAAAAAUGAGUGAGAAGCUAAUUGCAACUCCAAGUGCCUAUCCACCUAAUUCCAAAACCUGUGGAUGUUUCUAAAUACAUUCCUUUCAUGGGUCAAUUCUCGGCCCAUUAAAUCAUUAUAUUGGGCUUUCCUUGUUAAUGUAAUGAACAAGAAAAUGUAUAUAUCAUCCAAACUGAAUAAUGAAAAAUGUAAAGUUUUCGACCAACCAA